UUCUCUUGACACUGGGAGGGGACUGUGGGGGAGUUAGGUAAUCAUUUGUCACAUCAAGGUCCUGGGGUUGUCUCUCUUUGCAGAGGAAACCUUGGCCAUGAUUGACAGCGGGGCUGUUUGGACCUGUUCCGUUGCUGUUGACAAAUAAUAAUGAAGCUUUGUCAAGCCAUAAUGGAUAUGGAUAUGCCAGAUUAUGUGGAAUCCCUGGACUCCUCUUACACCAUGCUGGAGUUUGAAAACCUGCGGGUGCUGCCACCAAACACUGACUCACACUGAAUCCUGCUCACCCCCCUGCAGAAUGGGUACCAGAUCCCUAAGGCUUGGGAAGUCACAGAUGGUUAGACGUGAUGAAGCCAUCGCCGCAGAGUCGACGAACGCCAGCCUGCAAGGCGGCAACAGCAUCAGCUCCUUGUGCUCCAUCUGCGGGGACCGCGCCACCGGGAAACAUUACGGGGCUUCCAGCUGCGAUGGCUGCAAAGGGUUCUUCCGAAGAAGCGUCCGCAAGAAUCACGUCUAUUCGUGCAGGUUCAGCCGACAGUGCGUGAUAGACAAGGACAAGAGAAACCAGUGCAGGUACUGCCGGCUGAAGAAGUGCUUCAGGGCCGGGAUGAAGAAAGAAGCUGUGCAGAAUGAACGGGACAGGAUUAGCAUUCGCAGGAGCAGCUAUGAGGACAAUGGCUCCCUGUCCAUCACGGUACUGACCCAGGCAGAGGCGAUGGCACAGCAGUACUCGGCUCUAAGUCCAGUGCAUAGUGCUGAUAUUGCGAUGAAAAAGGUUGCAACCAUCAACGAUGUGUGUGAGUCCAUGAAACAGCAGCUUUUAGCCCUUGUCGAAUGGGCGAAAUAUAUCCCAGCAUUCUGUGAGCUUCCACUGGAUGACCAGGUUGCCUUGCUAAGAGCCCAUGCAGGAGAACACCUACUCCUGGGAGUUGCUAAACGGUCACUACCCUUUACAGAUUUUCUUCUAUUAGGAAAUGAUUUCAUCAUUCCCAUGCACUGCCCAGAACUGGAAAUUGCUCGGGUAGCUAUGCGAAUCCUGGAUGAGUUGGUAAAACCCUUACGUGACAUUCAAGUCGAUGACAAUGAGUAUGCCUGCCUUAAAGCGAUCAUAUUCUUUGACCCAGAUUGUAAAGGCCUGAACGAGCCAGGGAAGGUGAAGAACAUGCGAUUCCAAGUGCAGGUCAACCUGGAGGAUUACAUCAAUGACCGGCAGUACGACUCCCGGGGGCGCUUCAGCGACAUCCUCCUCCUCCUGCCGCCUCUCCAGAGCAUCACCUGGCAAAUGAUAGAGCAGGUCCAGUUUAUGAAACUUUUUGGAGUGGCAAGGAUUGACAGCUUGCUGCAAGAAAUGCUUCUGGGAGGAACCUCUCUGGAUGUACAGUACCAAUCAGGGCCUUCUAACCUCGGCCUGGAACCUCUGUCGGGACACAUGGUUUUACCCAACAUGAGUUCUGUGAUUCACGCAGUCCCAGACCCAUCUCCGGACACAUCCCUUCCUUCUCCUUCCACCAGCACAGGAAGCGAAGACUAUAAACUAGGCCCAACACCAGGGCCAGAGGCCAUUGUGAAAAUACUGCCCCAGACCAUCGUACCCAAGCAAGAGAUUUUAUAAGGGGCAAGCAAAAGAAGGCAACAGCCAUAUCCAGCAUCCCUGUGUAAAGUUAACCAGCCCUGCUUUCUACCAUGGCAAUGCCCAGCAAUUGGCACUGCUUAUAAUGAUAUUGCAUGAUGACACCCUCUUACUUGUCAGUGAUUAAAAUAGCACCGUCAUUAGACUCUGAUGCACCACUGUUCUCUGUCAUCAUCCUCUUUACUGGAACAGCUUGGACUUGAAGCUGUUAUUCAUUUUAGAAGAACCAAGACUACAAGCUCCUUACUUCAUGUUUGUAUACCACCCAGCACAGAGGGGCCUUGACAACAGAAAUAUAAAUAAGUAUCUCAUUAGCGACUGUUGAUGGCUAAUGGGCAUGCUAAUGACCUCAAACUGGCAACACGUGGGCUGUUUCUCUUAAAAGUUGUAGUCCACUCCCAUCCCUCCUGCUGUCCUUCAAGCUUAAUCUAGAAAGCCUGUCCAAAGCAUAGAUUGGAGGUGCUCUUCAUAAUCUAUGAGACUACACCCUCCUUAUGCCACACAGACUUGGAAUUGUACAAGAUUAUGAUGCUGUUAUGUACAAACACAGAAAGCUGCAGUCCCAGACCUUAAAUUUAGACUCAGCCAUGCUUAGGAAUGUCACCAUUUCAAGAAUGGUGUUACAGCUCAAUAGUUGAUAAACAUCAAGGGUAAAAGUGUUCUUUAUUCGAAUAUAAGCAUUGUGUACUAUGCAGGAGCCAGUACGUGUUUAUAUAUCUGGAACCCAGCUAUUGCAUUGCUGUACUUCUAUUACUUCUUUUAUAAAUCUGAUGUGUUGCUGUGAAACUAUAGGCAGGAGAUUUGAUCAUAUUGAUAUUGUAGGUAAUUCUUGAGAAUGAUGCAACUGCUAAUAAAGAACCAUCUUAGAAGAGUGAAUUAACAAAAUCAGCUUGUCAAAAUAUUUUCUUGUACUAUGCACCUGCAAGCAUCUUUGCUACACGAAGCUGCAGCAGAACUUCAUCUGCAUGAUAUGGAAAGUCUCGUGACGUUUUAAGAUUGUCACUUGGAUCUGUCAAUGAACUAUGUGUUUUGAAAAAAAACAAACUAUGCUUUUACAUCAUUGGGCAUUGCUGCACUUAAUUUGUCAUUCCUAAAUUAGCCAAGCUUCAAGUACUCUGAAUAAAAUUAUACAAUAAGCAUUCUUGAAUAGCAGCCAAACACCACCUUAGUUGGCUGCCUAAAUUGAUCAACAGAACACUAAAUACAACUAACCCAAACACUUUUGGUUUUUACACAGACAAGAGUUCCCUGAACUUUUAACAUGCCUUUGAAGGAAUGGGCCCUCAGUUGGAAAGAAUGAAAUUAUUAGUAUUGCUGUCUUCCAACAGCAGCUGUUUCUCCCACUUCUGUGAUUUGUGUCUUUCCUAGAUCUUGCCCAAAGAGGGGACACACUUAAGGGUUGAAUUUCAGCUCCAAACCUAAUUUGUAAUAUAUCAGUUGUGACCAUUUUGUUCCACAAACAUAAACUGUGAAAUUGGCGCACAUGCCAAUAAACUAGAAGAAUAUUUUGAUUUUAACAGCCCCAAUCUAGCAAACAAGCCUAACCAACCAACCUUUCAAUAUGGGUGCAAACAUAGCAUUAUAUACUUCCAUUCUCCCUAGUGCCCAUGUACUCUACCUGGAUUUGCACAAACAACGCAGCUAAAUCUAAAUCUAUCAAGUGAGUAAAUUCCAUUCUUUGAAGAUUAUACAUUACCAUAGUAACAAACAAAAUUCAGCUGGAAAGGAUCCACAUUCUGAUUUGCUUUGUUUUCGUGAAUCGUUUUAAUGUCAUGAUGCUCAAGUUUCUACAUUGAUUUUCCUGAGCAUAUGCUUUUUCUGAAGAUUUUCAUCCUAAACAUAUAAAGGUUAGAAAAACAAACUGAUAUUUGUGUAAUAUAUCCCAACCUGUUUAACUGGACAAAGCCACACAGCCAGGCUAUCGCUUUUAAGUAUUGUGUAGUUAGCACUUUAUGUGAAAAGAAUAUUUUGCUACAGCAACAUAUUGAUUUUUGAUCUUGUAAAUACAUUUAAACAAGGUAUCACAUUAAAUCUGUUAGCAACUCAUAACUAAGAGUGUGUUAUUUGUAAAAAAAACAAAAAACCAGCCAGAAACACCCACUACUCAAGGUUGUAAUUAUUUUUCAAAAGGAAAUACUCUUUGACCUUUCCUGCCCCCCACAGAUGCAGCCCUGACAAAGAAAAUCACGAAUGUAUUUGUUAAGGUGUAUUAAAAUAUAUUGCUGGAAGUUGUUCUAGUAUUUGCUGUAUUAGAUUUCUGGAUUUUCUUUUUUAAAUAAAGAUGCAAGAAUGUGUAUUUUGAGACCUUUCAGUAGGUUGACAGUACAGGCAGUCCCCGGGUUAUGUACAAGAUAGGGACUGUAGGU
This is a messenger RNA of Pelodiscus sinensis (Chinese soft-shelled turtle), 3996 nucleotides long. The record is from RefSeq and is a predicted model, not a curated record. Lineage: Eukaryota; Metazoa; Chordata; Testudines; Trionychidae.